This is a messenger RNA of Suillus plorans, 1396 nucleotides long. RefSeq lists its product as uncharacterized. Bases 311 to 1141 code for a protein of 276 amino acids. Gene Ontology annotation, molecular function: oxidoreductase activity. The record is from RefSeq and is a predicted model, not a curated record. NCBI's taxonomy places the organism in Eukaryota, Fungi, Basidiomycota, Agaricomycetes, Boletales, Suillaceae. The transcript has 4 exons.
UCUUUGUGUCUAUAAAGGUGACUUGAAUUGGAAAUUCUGGUAUUGAGAAUUUGGCCGAAGAACUUUAGUAAUCAAGGUACGACGUGCUAUGGAAUCAUCAUCACUCAUAUCCCGCAUUUUAGUGGCGGCAUGCUUAUGAGAUCACUUCAUCUGCAUUAACAAUCAGCGCUCAGCCUGGAGAAUUAAUAAGGUGGUAUGUAAGCCAAGCGGUUACCCUGGUCCUCGAAGACCUAUAGAAAUAGGAUAUUACUUGCUCGUCAUAGCAAGAACGCUUGCACUCCACUUUACGUCAAGCACCAACAGACUAACCAUGACUUCUACCGCCACCACCACCCUCAACUACUUGCUCGCUCCACUUGAUGGUUCUCGGCCUUACACCGACAUCAAUGCAGAUACCGCCAAGGGAAAGCCGGUCAACAACUGGCUCAAGGACCCGCAUGAAAUGCGAAUUGAGGACGUGCGCGGGAAGGAGGAACUUUACAAGCUUGACAGUGCCGGAUUUCAGUAUGGGAGAGAAGCGCCGAAGCAUACCAGCUUCUUGAAUGAUGAUGAGAUCGAGCGCGAAUACUACCCUGAGAGCAUCGACCUCAUCAAGAGGGUAACAGGAGCGACCAAGGUUGUCAUCUUCGAUCACACUGUUCGUCGCCGUCGCCCAGGCGAGCUAGGUAAUAGCCCACAGAAACGUCAACCAGUCCCGCAGGCUCAUGUAGACCAAACCCCUGCGGCGUCCGUGGCUCGUGUCCAUAGGCAUCUCCCGCCCACAGAAGCUCCUGCCUUUCUUCGCAGACGCUUCCAAAUCAUAAACCUCUGGCGUCCUAUAUCGCAUGCAGCUGUAGAUUGGCCGCUUGCAUUAUGUGACUUCCGGAGCGUCGACUUCGAGAAAGAUUUGACGCCUGUCGCUCUUAUAUACCCUGACCGCGAGGGUGAGACAUUUGGAGUCAAAUACAACCCCAACCACCAGUGGAAAUAUCUGAAGGGGAUGACACCAGAAGAGUUUGUUCUUAUUAAAUGCUCUGACUCCGUACAAGAUGGGAGUGUCGCGAGGCUCGCUGCUCAUACAGCCUUCCAAGACCCAAACACUCCAGAGGGAGCGCCGCCUCGGGAAUCCAUUGAGCUGAGAACCCUGGUGUUCUAUGAUUAGAGCACGUUUUUUCCGAGUGGCGUUAAGAAUUAACAAUGGGGUCGUACCGUAUUUCGUUGUUGUCUGUAUUAUGCGUAGCCGUACUUUACCAAUUUUACUCUGAGAAAUUUUGCACGAUCCUCGUGGACCAUGGCUACCAUGACAAAGAUGCAUGUGACACGGGGAGUUCUGAAGUGGCGUCGAGCCAGCGGUCCGAAUCGAGGACCCGAUUACGUACUGAUCCGUUGGGAGGAGUUACCAGGUUCGGCCGUCGAC